Messenger RNA from Penicillium soppii, 201 nucleotides. RefSeq lists its product as uncharacterized. NCBI's taxonomy places the organism in Eukaryota, Fungi, Ascomycota, Eurotiomycetes, Eurotiales, Aspergillaceae. The record is from RefSeq and is a predicted model, not a curated record. The transcript has a single exon. The coding region runs from base 1 to 201 and encodes 66 amino acids.
AUGAUCAGUCCGAUCAAGUACCCAGACACAUCGACCACACCCACUGAGCACCAAGACCCCGAAUCCCAUCCGUAUAUAUUCCAACACUCCCAGGUCGAUCUCAGCUACCAGUCCCACCCGAAGCAAGCAGUAAGCUCCACCCAUCCAGGAUACUCGGUGCUGGCACGCAUCGCGGUGCAUCGUCGCAUCCCGAUAGUGUAA